AUGUCACCCUGCAUCUCUUUCACCUCCCUUGUAUUGGCCACGAAACUGCUACGAACUCAAAGUUGGAACUUACCAACAACGGGAGGGAGAUUCAUAUCAUUCAAGGGUUGUGUGAGGGAUAGGAAGGUAGUUCCUGAUGCAGAGCCUCCUAGUGCCAAAGAUGUUGACCUUUUAUAUCAAUUUUUUGAAAAAAGUACCAAGCUCAUGGUAUUGACUGGAGCUGGAAUAAGUACAGAGUGCGGUAUCCCUGACUAUAGAAGUCCUAAUGGUGCUUAUAGUUCUGGUUUCAGACCAAUAACCCACCAGGAGUUUCUUCGUUCAAGCCGAGCCAGGAGGAGAUAUUGGGCUAGGAGCUAUGCUGGAUGGAGAAAAUUCACUGCAUCACAGCCAUCUGCUGCUCAUCGUGCUUUGGCAACAUUCGAGAAAGCUGGCCGAAUUGAUUUUAUGAUUACUCAAAAUGUUGAUAGGCUCCAUCAUCGAGCUGGUAGCAACCCAUUAGAAUUACAUGGGACUGUAUACACUGUAAUUUGUUUAGAUUGUGGAUAUUCCCUUUGCCGGAGUUUAUUUCAGGACCAAUUGAAGGUCCUCAAUCCAAAGUGGGCAGAAGCAAUUGAUAGUUUGGACCAUGGAAACCCUGGGUCAGACAAAAGUUUUGGAAUGAAACAAAGACCUGAUGGUGAUAUUGAGAUCGACGAAAAGUUUUGGGAGGAGGAUUUUAUCAUCCCAACCUGCCAGAAGUGCAAUGGUGUUCUCAAACCUGAUGUUGUCUUCUUCGGUGAUAAUGUUCCAAAGGACAGAGCCGGUAUGGCAAUGGAAGCAUCUAGAAGUUGUGAUGCUUUUCUUGUACUAGGUUCGUCUGUGAUGACCAUGUCUGCUUUUCGACUUGUCAGGGCAGCUCAUGAAGCAGGUGCCGCAACUGCAAUUGUCAAUGUAGGUCUGACCCGUGCUGAUGGUUUUGUGCCCUUGAAAAUCAAUGCGCGGCUGGGUGAGAUACUGCCAAGAGUACUUGACAUGGGAUCCAUCAGCGUACCUGCUGUGUAA
Vicia faba (fava bean) is the source of this 1041-nucleotide messenger RNA. The record is from the annotation of a GenBank genome assembly. Lineage: Eukaryota; Viridiplantae; Streptophyta; Magnoliopsida; Fabales; Fabaceae.